This is a messenger RNA of Ixodes scapularis (black-legged tick), 1305 nucleotides long. RefSeq names its product monocarboxylate transporter 12. Gene Ontology annotation, molecular function: monocarboxylic acid transmembrane transporter activity. Gene Ontology annotation, biological process: transmembrane transport. The transcript has 4 exons. NCBI's taxonomy places the organism in Eukaryota, Metazoa, Arthropoda, Arachnida, Ixodida, Ixodidae. The record is from RefSeq and is a predicted model, not a curated record. Bases 1 to 1305 code for a protein of 434 amino acids.
AUGGAUCGCAGUUGGCAUGUGCCAUUUCUUGGAGCCUUGGUGACCUUUUUCUCGUCAUCGUUGUACAGGCUAUCAGGCCUUCUUUUCGUGGAAAUUAUGGAAGAGUUUAGCGUGAACCGGGAGCAGGCUUCGUGGCCCGUGAAUAUGAUGUCAAGCGGUUACGACAUGGGUGGUCUGCUGUAUGGUCUACUUUCCCAGUGUCUAAGCUUACUUCAGACGGCCUUCAUUGGAGCCUUGCUAACAUCACUGGGAGUCAUUACCUCUGUCUUCGUGUCGAACAUUUGGUGGAUGACUUUUACCUUGGGUUUGGUGCACGGACUCGGCAGUGGAACGAUAGCCGUCUGCGUACAAGUGUUUGUGAGCCAGCAUUUCGCGGUUUACCGAGGAAUAGCCCACGGCAUUGUAUACACUGGAGCAGGUGUUUCAACUUUCGUCUUGCCAAGUCUCAUACUGUUACUAAUACGUGUAUACAACUUAAAGGGCACUAUAUUUCUUCUGGGUGGUCUCCUUCUGAACUUGAUUCCUCUUUGUGCAUUUUUCAGUCAUCCCUUGACAAUCGCACGGGCGGAGUUUCAUGUAAUUGACAUCUGCGAUAAUUUAAAUGACUCUGCAGACGCACUCCACAGGGAAGCAAAACAAUAUGGAACAUUAGGAAAACCUACCUUCAAGUCCCCGGAAUCAAAACCAAAGCUCAUGAAGAUGGUGGCAGAGUUACUCCGAACUUCAAUUUUCUACGUCCUGUUUUUAUCGUGGCUAGCGAUGUAUUUGAACCUGGACUUAAUUACGACCACUAUUGUUGACCUUUCCAGGGACAUUGGAAUCUCAGAAUCCAAAGCCGCUACCCUGCUUUCCUAUUUCUCAAUCACGGACGUGUUAGGCCGACUACUGAUUCCUCUGAUUGCAGAUAAGAACCUCCUCCGUCGCAGCACUUUGUCAUCCAUCAGCUUACUCUCUGCCGGAAUACUUGUCGCCGCCCUCGCUAGCGUGAAAUCACAUGCCAUGUUAGUUGUCGUAGUCCUCGCUAUGGCUGCGGCAAUGGGUUGCUCGCUAUCAAUGUUUGCUGUGUUACUGGCGGACUAUCUCGGCCUCGAAAGGCUUUCGGCUGGAUAUGGCUUAUGCAGUGUCAUCGGUACCCCAAUUCUUCUACUGAAGCCUCUCAUCAUAGGUUAUUUCAGAGACACUGUUGAAUCAUACGUGAACAUGUACCGCAUCCUGGCUGGGCUUCAGAUCAUCAACAGUUGCCUUUGGUUUGGUGUGCUACUGAAAGAACGUACAGAGUUCGCCGCGACGUCCCUUCGGGAAUGA